AUGCAGCCUAGGAGACGGUAUCGAGGCCACGCAACCAUAAACGAGGAACGACAUCGUGCAGCACAGUUCGCCACUGCUGCUUCUGGGUAUGUCGAAGAGAGGGAGGCGGCGCUUCGUGAGCAGUGCGUCGUUUUCCAGGGAAAGUUGCAGGCGUUUGCGAGAGAGCACCGACGGGAGAUAGAGUCUGAUGGCGCGCUUCGGACUCGUUUUCUGGAACUCUGUAUGAACCUUGGUGUUGAGCCGUUUUUGUCUCGCCGCUCAGUAUGGUCGCAACUGCUGGGACUCAGUGAGUGGUACGCCCGACUCGGGUUUCUGGUCGCGCAGAUCGCUUUGGCGACACGGGACUGGAACGGUGGUGUCAUUCGUCUGACGGUUCUCCGAAGGGCGCUCCAGCGACGUCUGGACGUAGACUGUGGCACUCAGGAACCCAGUGAGAAACGCGCACGCAUCGUAUCCAACGACGAUAUCGCACGCGCAGUUCGAACCCUGGAGCGAUUGAGGGCAGGGUUUCGGAUCAUCAGUAUUGAUGAAGGUAAAAAGGAGUGUUGCCUUGUCUCGGGAGCGGCUGGCGAGAUCAGUUUUACAGAAGACGAGAAAGCCGUGUUGCAGCGUGCACGAGCAACAGGCGGUUCGAUUUGUCGACAAGACCUGCCAUGGGAGAAUAUUCGAUGGGGGCGAUCCAUAGAGCGUCUGCUCCAGCUGGGCAUUCUGUGGGUCGAUGACGGCGCAAGUGAUGGCCAGCGACGAUACUGGGCCCUCGGGCUGAUCCCAGAAUCCAUCGAGGAUCAGAAUCCAGUUUCCGAGUCGGGCCCCAGCGAUCGAUACGAAGGUCGCCCCAUAACCUCAGUGGCGUCUAAGCUCCCGUGA
Cyanidioschyzon merolae strain 10D is the source of this 867-nucleotide messenger RNA. Its product is annotated as similar to EAP30 subunit of ELL complex. Gene Ontology annotation, biological process: protein transport to vacuole involved in ubiquitin-dependent protein catabolic process via the multivesicular body sorting pathway. The record is from RefSeq and is a predicted model, not a curated record. Gene Ontology annotation, cellular component: ESCRT II complex. The transcript has a single exon. The coding region runs from base 1 to 867 and encodes 288 amino acids. NCBI's taxonomy places the organism in Eukaryota, Rhodophyta, Bangiophyceae, Cyanidiales, Cyanidiaceae.